AUGGACAACAGUUGGGACCUUUCAUCUCCUCAACAAGGAAGAUAUACCUUAUCCACUCAUAUCAACCAUGAAAUAAUACCACCUAUUACGUCUUCAAAAACAAUACCAAACCACAGAGUGGAUAAGUUCCGAAACAAAAAACUUUCUGCUGAGGAAAUCAAGCCUAUUACAAGAUCAGAAUCGGCAUCAUCAUUUGGAAUAUCUCUUAAAGUGGCAAAUUACGGUAGAAAUUCUGUACAAUCAUUUUCUUCAUCAGGCAGUGUUGGUGCAACUUCCAAAUCCUUCUCUUCAUCCUCCGAAAAACGACCCAACACAGCACCAACACGACAACCAGUAUAUGAAAAGAAAGUUUCUUUUACUGAAGCACAGAGCGAUGGUAGAAACCAUAGCAGUACGAGUAGACCUACAACCACAACUUCAGCACAAAAAAAAGGAAGAAGAACACCAACAAUCUCUCCCAACUUUGUAGACUAUAAGAGAUUUGUUAAACCUUUUUCUGAAUCCAAAUCAACAACCACUGCCUCUAGUAAUAAUACUCCUCAAGGACAAUAUGUAUCUAAUGGAACGAUGAGUAGUGGAAAAAUGAAAGCCCUUUCUGUGGAAAUGGAAGUACAUCUUUUGGAAAAUAUUGAACGAUUGAAAGAAAUAGAAGAGAAUGAAUUUGUUUUAAGACAACGAUACAAACAAUUAUAUUCUGAUACAUUUGACGAAAUUAUUAAAGUUUGUCCAUUUGGAAAAUUAUUACGAGUAAUUAAGGAUGCCUAUGACAAGGAUGCACUCAUUGCGGACAAGGCACAAGAAAAGCAACAUUAUGACGAGCUUGUGAUAUUAUACACCAAUGCACAAAAUAACUUGUCACAAAUUGAAAAGGAAUUCAAAUUAUUACAAAAAGAAAAUAUUCAAUUGAAGAGUGAACUCAAAAAACAAAAGAGUGAUUGCCAAAGAUACAAAACUGAGAUUGAAAGACUUACACAAUUACAAGCUGAUAUUGUAUCCAAUGUCAAACCAGAGUUGAGAAAUUUAUUGAACAAGAAAGAAAAGACACAAAACACUUCAAGGUCUUCAAUACAAGGCUUAACCUCACUAAAACGAAAUAACACAUCACCCAAAUCAUUGAGACCAGAGACAUCUGCUAAAUCGAGAUUAUUCAAUCAAGACAAGGACACCAUGGAGAGCGAUACAAAAGAAUUGAAAGAAAGAGAUAGAUUAUUUGAACUUGAAAGUGAAUUGACAAAAACCAUUUUAAAAGAAAGAGAGUUGACGAGAGAAAUUGCCCUGAUCAACCUUGAGAGAGAAAAAGAUGAAGUAAAACUUGUAGAAAAGAAAGAAGAGAAAUCAGAUAGCACAUCACUCGAGUUCAACGAAGAAAACAACAUGGAUGGCUUUUCACAAGGAAUUUCCAGACAAUCAUCCAUGAACAAUAUGCAACCAACAUCUCAAGGAGACCAAAAGGAAGGCUCGAGUAUUACGAGCUCAAUAGAAGACGAGGAAAGCUCUAGCUCAUUGCGAGAAAAGCUCUUGCGAACGGCAAGACAACAACGAUUGCAGGAGAGUGUGGCUCAAGAUCUUGACUAUACUGAUCCAUCUAUUGCGAAGAAGCAAAAUCAUGGAGUGCCGCCCAUUAUUACAUCCACUACCAGUGGAAACACGAUCAUCAGCAUGAAAGACCUUAAAGAAAAUCUCUCAACCAACACACAAUCAAUGGAGCCCAUUAAUUUAAUGUUCCGUUCUGAUUCGAUGGACUCUUUUUCCUUGGAUUAUGAGGACAUGUAA
Naegleria lovaniensis is the source of this 1773-nucleotide messenger RNA. RefSeq lists its product as uncharacterized. The record is from RefSeq and is a predicted model, not a curated record. NCBI's taxonomy places the organism in Eukaryota, Heterolobosea, Eutetramitea, Acrasida, Naegleriidae. The transcript has 3 exons. The coding region runs from base 1 to 1773 and encodes 590 amino acids.